ACACUCCUCCACCAGCCACCAACAGCUCCGCCACAAUACUGAAUAAUGAAUCUGUGCGAUUAACAUGCACCGCCUACAAUAUGCGAAUCAUCUAUAGGGUGUACAGUAUAGAGUGCGUGUCCUGAAAGACAAUCUUUGUGGUUGUUGCCUGUUUGAAAGCGGUUGUGUAGAGGAGGAGUCAGCAUGUGCCUGGUAGCUCCUUCCUCUGACCUUGGCUUCAGAGAGAUGGAGAGAGAAAGAGGACAGAGUGUGUGUGUCUGUGAAGCGGUGGAGCUUAUUCCUGCACUGCAGCUGUGUAUAUGAUACCCGAGUUAAUGUGGCACCAACAGCUCUAAAUCCACUUGGGAAUUGCCAGAGAAAAACAGCGCGAGAGAAGAGGAAGGAAAGCAUGUCUGCAGCAUGUGCACGCCGCAGAGAAGCAGCACGAUGUCCACUGUCUGGUGCCUUCUGGAGGUGAGCUGACUCCUGUGUGGGUCAUCGGGGUCAUUUGAGGAGCAGAUAUGUGGGACGGACAGUCUAAGACGGGUCAUUUGCACGCUCUAUUCGAUGUCUUUGUUCAAGCCGUCACAUGCAGGGAGACCCUCAGGGCCUUCCAUGAGCUGUGUGAAGAGCUGAAGCUGCAUCCCGGUGGUCAGCCGCAGUUCUACCACACUCUGAGGAGCAGACUGCACUACUGGAAGGCCAAAGCACUAUGGGCCAAACUGGAUAAAAGAGCCAGCCAGAGAGAAUACAUGAGAGGCCAUGCUUGCACCAGCACCACGUGUCUGAUCAUAGGUGCAGGUCCGUGUGGAUUGCGGACAGCUAUAGAGCUGCGGUUUCUGGGUGCCAGGGUGGUUCUGGUGGAAAAGCGAGAUACUUUCUCACGGAACAAUGUUCUUCACCUUUGGCCAUUCACCAUCCAGGACCUCCGUGGUUUGGGGGCCAAAAAGUUCUACGGGAAGUUCUGUGCUGGAGCCAUAGACCAUAUCAGUAUUCGUCAGUUGCAGCUGAUGCUUUUAAAGGUGGCCUUGUUACUGGGCGUUGAGGUUCAUGUGAAUGUGGAGUUCAAACAUCUAGUGGAACCUCCAGAGAACCAAGAGAAACGUGUCGGUUGGCGAGCAGAGGUCCACCCCAGCUCUCAUCCAGUCAGUCAGCUGGAGUUUGAUGUGGUUAUUGGGGCAGAUGGUAGAAGAAACACCUUACCAGGGUUUCGCAGGAAGGAGUUUCGGGGGAAACUGGCCAUUGCCGUCACGGCGAAUUUCAUCAAUCGCAACACCACGGCCGAGGCUAAAGUGGAGGAGAUCAGCGGUGUUGCCUUCAUCUUCAACCAGAGGUUUUUCCAGGACCUUCGGCAGGCUACCGGAAUUGAUCUGGAGAAUAUAGUAUAUUACAAAGACGACACUCAUUACUUUGUAAUGACCGCCAAAAAACAAAGUCUUCUGGAGAAAGGAGUCAUUCUGCGCGAUUAUGCUGACACUGAGAUGCUGCUGUCCAGGGAUAAUGUGGACCAGAAUGCACUGCUAUCAUACGCCCGUGAAGCGGCUGAUUUCUCUACUAACCAUCAGCUCCCUACGCUGGACUUUGCCAUCAACCACUAUGGGGAGCCAGAUGUGGCCAUGUUUGACUUUACCUGCAUGUACGCCUCUGAGAACGCAGCGAUGGUGUGUCAGCGCAGGGGACACCCUCUGCUGGUCGCUCUGGUGGGGGAUAGUUUACUAGAGCCGUUCUGGCCAAUGGGAACAGGAAUUGCUCGGGGCUUCCUGGGAGCCAUGGACACGGCCUGGAUGGUUCGCAGCUGGGGUCAGGGCAACACCCCUUCACAGGUUCUGGCUGAGAGAGAGAGUGUGUAUCGGUUGCUUCCUCAGACAACUCCAGAAAACGUCAGUAAAAACCACAGCCAGUACAGCAUGGAUCCAGCUAGCCGCUAUCCCAACAUCAAUAUGCAACUCAUCGGCGCUGCUCAGGUGUGUCAUCUCAUAGACACAGGUGAGGGGCCAAUUCUGAGCCUUGACGCAGUCAGCUCUCCACACCCAAGACUUACACGCCAAGGUAUGUGUAACCUCAUAUAUACUGUCUCCCACAUAUACAUUCAUACACAAUCUAACAUGCUGUCUGUGUGUGUAGAGUCAGUCGCUCGUUACAGUAAGCUGCUGAGCUGGUGUCAGGAGCAAACACUCGGUUACAUGAACGUGUGUGUGAUGGACUUCACAACUUCCUGGAGGAGCGGCCUGGCCCUGUGCGCUCUGAUUCACAGAUUCAGACCUGACCUCAUUGAUUUUGCGUCUCUGGAGGAGAGUGAGGCGGAGCUCAAUGGUCAGCUGGGUUUGGACAUGGCGGAGCAGGAAUUUGGUAUUUGUCCUAUAAUGACCGGCAAGGAGAUGAGCACGCUGGAAGAGAGCGACUCUCUUAGCAUGGUCAUGUACCUCAGUCAACUCUAUGAGCUCCUCAAAGACACAGCACCAGCUGGUGGAAACCUGAGCUCAGAAGAGAAAGCUGUACUGUUCUCUAGCACCAGGUCACCCAUCUCACUGCUCAGCAAACUGGGACAGAGUCUGUCCCGCAAACGCAAUCCCAAGGAUAAGAAAGAGAAGGAAACCGAUAGUGUUGGAAAGAGAAGGAGAACAAGCCAGACUGGCCAGUCAGAGGAGGAGGACGUUCCUCAUGAUACCAAAGAAAACAAGACUUCAGAAUUAACUCCUGGUUCAGAACCAAAGGUCGGGGAGGGUCACAGCAAGGUUCGGUCCAUGGCGAUGCAACUGCUGGCUAAAUUUGAGGAGAACUCCCUGUCAGCCUCAGCCACUGCAACACGCCGACAGAGCUACAUUCAGAUGUAUACGGGCGGAGUGAGCUCAUUGGCUCAGCAGAUAGCCAAUCAGAUUCAGAGUCAGCAGGAUCAAGCUCCCAUGAGGAGGGAGUUGGGGUCUCAAAAGGAGUUUCCUGUGAAUAUGGGCGGCAGCGAUGUGUGUUAUUUCUGUGGCCGUCGUGUUUAUGUCAUGGAAAGGCUGAGCGCGGAGGGAAAGUUCUUCCACAGGAGCUGCUUCCAGUGUGACCACUGCAGCACCACGUUACGCUUGUCCAACUACGCUUACGACCAGCUACAUGGGAAGUUUUACUGUAAGCACCACUUCAGCUUCAGAAUGGCUCAGAGAAAGAGACCGGCCCCACCUGUGACCCCUCGACCUACUCAGGCUCCCCCUGCUCCAUCUUCGGCUUCCACGUCUUUUUCCUCUCUAGGGUCAGUGGGCACAGCCACCCCACCAGACAGCUGUUCCUUCAUCGCCCACACAGAUAUGGUAUCCAGCCAGGCCAAGAGAUUGUGUGGUACCCCUGAACGCAUUGAGCUGGAGAACUACAAACCCUGUCCAAAGCAACAGGACAGCCCACUGCAGGAGGUCCCAGAGGAGACGCUUGCACAUCACAACCUCAGCACCAGCGUGCAGGAGAAGAACACAGAGGAGCAGUCCAGUAGCUCUGAGUCAGACCUUGAGGAGGAGGAGCUUGCCUGGAAGAAGGAGGAGGAGCCGAACAUCAGGACCAAUGGAGAGAGAGAGUUAGACCUGGGGAAGGAGCUAAAGGAGGAAGAGGGAGGAGAGAACCAGGAAAAUCAAGAGGAAGAGGAUGCCGAAGAGGAGGAUGAGGAGGAAGAGGAAGAGGAAGAAGAAGGAGGAGGAGUUUCAGAAGAAAGUCAAGACGAGGGAGAUUCUAGUGAUGAGGGUGAGUACUGCCCUUGGCAGAGGGAACGGCUCUCAGGGGUGUGGCUUGAGGAAGAGGAGGCGGAGUUUGUUAAAGCAGAGUCGUUUGAAGGACACAGUGAUGACACCAGCUCAGUCGGAGAGUCCACACCAUGCAACCAACAGGAACAAGAAGAGUCCAUUUCAAUCCACCAGCCACCUGUAGAGUCCCCACCCUCUUUGAAACCACCAGAAUCAGGCCCCACUCCCACAUCUGAGCUAUCGACGAACCCUGAGAACCCACCUGUCAAGAGAUUAGAGGUCGUAGAGGAGUUCUGGCUGAAGAGCGCCGAGAUCAGGAAGAGUUUAGGCCUGACUCCGCUGCCUAGAGAAUGCGACCCCAAACAUACGGCAGCCCAAACAUCUAACGUUAAAGAAAGUUUUUACACCUCAGUCGCCUACAUACCGUCGUGCAAUAUAAAUUCUGCCUACCAAAUGCCAAGAAACUGCGACUCCAGCUCACAAAUGCAAUCUCAAAGUACAUCCCCGCCUGAACCAUCUCACACUAUGGAAGGCGAUGCAGGUGUUGCUUUAGAAGAGACGAUAGGCCGCUGUUCUGUAAUCCACAGACUGAGCAUCACUGUAGAAGGUUGUGUGAUGGGGGACAAGCAGGAUUUGGACCUUAAUUCCACCUCAUUUGGAAAUGAAAGCAUUUUAAAUCCAGACACAGGUCUUCUGACUCCUCCCUACAGCCCAUCUCACUCCCCUCUCGUCGGCAAGCAGUGUUGCGCCCUUCACCAUUCUGAACCGAUACUGGACCGAGAGGUUAUCUUCUUCUCAUCGACCUGUGCUAUUCCUGUUCCAGAGCGGGGCAGCUUUAAUCCCGACCUCGAUCAAGCUCGGAGUCUUCCUCGGGAUGAAAUAGAGAUCCUGUGUGGAGAUGAGGAGGAAGAAGCUUCCAGACUGCCGGAAAGAUCCGGUGUCUCAGAAACCGGAGACAUGGCCAGCCAGAUGGACAACUGUAGGCUGGAGCACAGGAGGACGCUUCCAGACCGGAUGGUCGCCCCACUGCUGGCAGGGGGACCCGAGGUCAGGCUUCGCAGGUCAGAGAUUAAGUUGUGGGGGGCAGACACGUGUGUGGAGGAGAAAGAGAAAAAGUGCAACUCGUUGUUUUCACCCUGUAAAAGCAGGAAGAGCGUGAACGCAGUGACUGAGACUCAGCAGGAGCCAGGAAAGCACAAGUCCCUCUGGAAGACCGUUUGUUCGGUGUAUAAGAAGGACAAAAAGAGGAAGGAGGCUAUGAUGGUGGCAAAAACUUUACCUGCUGCAACCAACGCCGAGAGCAAGCGGAAAGUGUCGGGAAUCAACAGAACCUCAGACUUGUGUUUCCGAAAAAAUCCAAGUUUCUCUGAAGAUACAGACUUGUCCUGCCAUGCUCUUCUAGAAAGAUGUCCUCUUAGGGCUCAGAGAGCAGAAACGGAGGAAGAACUCAAUGCCAAGCUGACACGCCGAGUGGAGAGAGCAGCACGCAGACAGGCCAAGCAGGAGGAGCUGCGGAGGCUGCACAGGGCACAGAUAAUUCAGCGUCAGUUGGAGCAGGUGGAGGUCAAGCAGAGGCAGCUGGAGGAGAAGGGCAUUGCUGUGGAGAAAGCACUCCGAGGCGAAGCAGACUUCUGGGGAGACUCUAGUACAUCUAACCUUUUGGACAUACAUCUGGGUGGAAUGGGAAAGAAAGAUGAUCCUAGCUUAAUGCAUCAAUGGUUUAAACUGGUGCAGGAGAAGAAUGCUCUCGUGCGCUAUGAAUCUGAGCUCAUGAUAUUUGCACGUGAACUGGAGCUGGAGGACAGACAGAGCCGACUGCAGCAAGAACUGAGAGAGCGCAUGGCAGUGGACGACCAGCUGAAGGGGGAGGAUGAGCUGGCGGAGGAGAGGCGUAUAUUGAGUGAGAUGUUGGAUGUGGUGGAGCAGAGGGAUGCACUUGUGGCCUUGCUGGAGGAACAGCGAGUGAGGGAGAAAGAAGAGGACAGUGACCUGGAGGCCAUCAUGCUUUCUAAGGGCUUCAGUCUGCACUGGGACUGACUCGCACAUGCACGAAUCUCAUCAUAAGGCUUGAAGGGCUACUCUAUGUCUGUUUGUGCAACACAAAUACACAGAUGCUCUUUUUCAUUGGACCAGAGAGGCCCAUCCACCUGGACUCUGGCCCGUUUGUGCAACUACAUCGGUGUCUAAAUAAUGAAUCCUUGGACACAGCAAGAGAUUGAUCCAGAGGAAGUCAUUCUUUGAGGUGCAAAAUACAGGCCCUGAUUAGGAGAAAUGGCAAUGUCUUGCUGCCAAAUACUACUGUUCUAGACUGCUACGCUACUAUGCAAAGGAACCUCUUUUUGAUCUCUUUGUUUAAGUUAAGGUACAUCUGUAGUUAUACCCAGAUCCACCAUGUUUUGACUUAACGGACAUUAAUAUGGAAUGGCAUAUAUAACCAUAAUGUUAAUAGACAGCACAGACUGAAGCAUGUAAAAUUAGACAAAAUAAGACCUGUGUUUAUGAAUGAAUCUUUUUUUUUUGGCAACCUGUAUAAGCUAACCUCACACACAACUGUGCAUUCUUAAUAUUCAUUUAUUGGAUGAAAAGUGCUUUUUUUAACUAUCGUAAUUUUCUCUGCAUAAUCUGCUCGCACAGAAUAUAUUUGAAAUUUUGUUGCUGUUAUAUUUAAUUCUAUAAAACUUCCUUGCAUUAAACAACCAUUCUUUUGAGAAAAAUGUAUGGACAAUUACAUAUUUAAUUUGAAGUUUAGUCACCGUUUUGUUUUGUUUUUUGGCAUGAAAACCAUGAAUGUGUUACACUUUGAUUUUCUAUAUUUUUUUUUGUAGUAGUUACCGUUAUAAUGCUAAAA
Carassius auratus (goldfish) is the source of this 6540-nucleotide messenger RNA. RefSeq names its product protein-methionine sulfoxide oxidase mical3b-like. The transcript has 29 exons. The coding region runs from base 501 to 5729 and encodes 1742 amino acids. The record is from RefSeq and is a predicted model, not a curated record. Gene Ontology annotation, molecular function: FAD binding; protein binding. Lineage: Eukaryota; Metazoa; Chordata; Actinopteri; Cypriniformes; Cyprinidae.